Messenger RNA from Acanthoscelides obtectus, 642 nucleotides. NCBI's taxonomy places the organism in Eukaryota, Metazoa, Arthropoda, Insecta, Coleoptera, Chrysomelidae. The record is from the annotation of a GenBank genome assembly.
AUGGAGAACAUGAUGCAGGGCAAUAAGAUCAGACGAGUUGCAGCUACUCGCAUGAAUGAGAGGUCAUCUCGAUCACACACGAUUUUCCGGAUUAUUCUGGAGUCGAAAGAUGCCAAUCAGAAAGAUGGACCUGACUUAGCUGGUUCUGAGAGAGUUUCUCUGACGAAAGCUGCUGGUGAGCGUCUUAAAGAGGGGGCUAACAUAAACAAAUCUUUGUCAGUAUUAGGAAAUGUGAUAAGGCAACUAAGCGAGGGGAAGGAGUUUAUCAGUUAUCGCGAUUCGAAAUUGACUAGACUGCUCUCACAGGCUCUUGGCGCAGGAAUGUACAAAUUCAGAUGUAUAUGGAUCUGUAGUAAAACCUUUAGUCGAUUCCUUCAUGGAAGGUUUCAAUGCCACAAUAUUUGCAUAUGGCCAAACAUCUUCUGGCAAAACACACACACCAUUUUGGGCAAUAAAACAGAUCCUGGGCUUUUCCAAUUAGUAUCCAAUCAGUUAUUCCAGCAUGUGGCAGACCAGGUUGAUAAGAGGUACUUGAUUAGAUGCAGUUAUAUUGAAAUCUACAAUGAAAAGAUCAAUGACCUCCUGGAUAAGAGCAAUCAGGGUUUAACUAUGAGAAGAUAUCAAAGGAAAUGUGCUGCUUGA